AAUCAAAGGCCCAGUAUGUACGUAGUACGUGAACCUGGAGCGUCGUGAACGCCUCGUCAAUGUUUCUAAUCUCCAACUCCGUAGGUUAACGUGAAAUUCUCAGUAAACUACGUGUUUUGAAAAUCAUUAUCAACACAUCCAGUGUCUCCCUGUGUCAAAACUCAUCAAGCAAAACAAACAAUAACUCCAUCGCACCGGGACAUUACCGAAUCGUCAAAAAUGUUCUCCGGCAUAACGAAUCAAGUGUCCAAUUGGAUGGGAAAGAAGGGCGAAGAGGAGGGCGAAUCGACAGAGGAACAAAUCGCGUCAACAUCAGCGGAGACCGAGCCGGACGUCGAGAAAAAAGACAACAGCCCCACAAAGGGCAGUAAGUUGGACAUGCUCGUCGGUGUUACGUCCCAAAUGAGCGGUUGGCUUAGUGGUGGAAUAUCCGGUCUAAGUGGUCGUACUGGAACUGAAGAGGGUGGUGAAGUUGGACAAACACCGGCUGAAGCCAACGAGAGUCAAACAUCGCGGGAAAGCGUACAGGGCUCAUCGCCUGAUAACGUAAAAGACGAUGACGCAAGCAGGUGGGUUGCAGGUGCGACUGGCGGUGCUGACAGUGGUCCAGCUAGUCUCGAGGGCACACCAACCGAGGACAAAGACGGACAACAAGCGUUUGGGGCCGUUUCAACGAAAGCAUUGGCUGGUGCUAAGAGUUUCGGUGGCUUCCUAUACAGUGCUGUCAACAAAGCCGGAAAAACUGUCGUUGAAGCGAGUGUGAAGAUAAAGAAGAGCGUCGAGGAAAACAAACUGAUAGCUGAAUUGAAUAAGGAGCAGGAGGCCUUUAUCGCUGGAAAGACCAAUGAAAAAGGUGAGGCAGUUGCCCCAUGGGUUGGAGCCCCCAACGAGGAUGCGUUGCGUGAGGAAUGCCUGGCUCUUUCAACCGACCGUCGCAAUUUCGUGAGAGCACCACCACCUGGAGUUGAAUUCGAAUGGGAUUUCGAGGCUAUUCAGCCAAUGGCACAAGCUACACUUGCCUUAGAUCCUAAUCUCGAGACAAUGAGGUUCGAGCUAGUACCAAAAGUUAUAACUGAGGAGAACUUCUGGCGCAAUUACUUCUAUCGAGUAUCUCUCCUACGUCAGAGCCAUGAACUGAACACCCUGGCAAGCCAAGCGGAGAGUAAUCCCAAUCAAACUUUGACAUCCACCGGCAGUAUCGAUCAUACCCAAGUUCGAGUAGAAAGUACCAAGGAAACCAUUCAAGAUGAUAAAAAAUCAGCGAGUAGUGGUGUCCAUGAAUUUGUAGCUGACAGUGUGAGGGCUUCCGAUACCGAUACCAAGGAGGUCAGGGUGGGAGUGGAAAAGCUUGGUAUGAAGCCGACGAAAGAAGAAGAGUGGGAGGGGGAAUUGGAGGCUGAACUCAAGGAUUUCGAGAUCGUACCUGGGGAUGGAAAGAAUACCUCAACCAGUGAUAACAAGGAAGACUGGGAGCAACAGAUGGAUGUACUACUCAACGAGGAUGAAGAUCUCAAGUGAAUAUAUGCGGGAGAGGAAUCAUUGACUUUUGUUUUUUACCGUCGUGCUCAAUUUAUUGAAUCAGUGAUGAAUUUUUCAUUGUACGAUCGAUAUAUCCUCAACGCAUUAAUUCUCUCCAUUAUUUUUUUUCCAUAAUGAGAGAUGAUUAUAAAUCAGGUAAAAUGGGAUGUUAUUAUAGAAUUUUUUUAUAUCAUGUGAAAUAUCUCGGGAUUGAAUAAUCCAUUCUUCAAUGAACUGCCUCAUUGCAGUAUGUGGAAAAUUUAAUUCUAGAUGAAAAAAUUAUAAAGAUGCAUUUUCCAUUAGUUUGGGGAAAUUUGUCAUUGCACCUGGACUGGAAGAAAUGAAUUUUCAAAUUUGUGAGUCAUGCGUCAUCUUAAACUGUGAACAUUUAAGUAACUAUUGUUCUAAAAUCUGGAAUUUUUUUAACUCACUUGAUUCUCAUAUUUGAUUUUCAAAAAGAAUUGCAGAAUUAAUGACUCGACUCAAUUAUCAAAUUUUAAUCCAUCAGGUCGCAUUUGAAAAUCUGACGAAUCCGCUUCGUAGUGAUAAAAAAAUUAACAGAUUAUCACGUAAUUCUCGAGGUAUUAAAAAUCAAGUGUUGCAUUUAGUUAAAAAAACUUGAAAUUUAUCGAUCCACAAAUAGUUUAAUUGAUUAAUAUCUUAAAAGUGUCAAGCAUAAAGUAAUUCCACUCCAUUUUAUCCAGACCAUCUGCAAUAAAAAAAAUAAUAGCAGUGGCUUCAACUCGAGUUUGUUUCCCAAUGAGAAAUAAUUAGGGGCUUUUUGAAUUUUUCAUCCGUCAUUCGUUAUAUGGUUGAGGAUCGCACAAAGAUAAGAAAAAAACAGAGUUAUGAAAUAUUGUCGUCAGCGCUGCGCCAGUCUCUGUACAGAACAAAGUGAUUAAUUAUUAUAGUCAGAUGAAUCCAUAGGAUUAACGAAUAUAUAUCAUAGUUGAUGGUCGAAUUAAUUGGCUUACGACUGUGUCGUGGGGAUGUGAAUGCUGAAUUUACUGAUAAAAAUUAUGGGGGUUAUAUUUUGUUAAAGUGAUAGUUAUUCGACAUCCACGCGAAUGCCUGUGGUCCAUCCAUUCUCAAUUUUUUUCUAUUCAUUUCAUUAUUAAAAUUGUAGUGAUGCCAGUGCUUGCUAUAAUCCAAUAUAAAAUUACCGCUUUCGAGGAUAAUUAGAGGGGAAUAGAAUGUGGCCUAAUUGUAAUGAAAUAAUAAUGAUAAUAAUGGGAAUAAACAUGAUGAUUUCAGCGGUAAAUAUUCAUACGUUGGCCUCCAAGCGAUCUAUCUAACGGUUUUCAAUAUUUUGUUUUUCUUAAUUUUUCAAUUAUUGCUUGACAUUUGUUAUUAAUCCUUCUGACAUUCAGUGAAUUUGAUCGAAGGACGAGAGUUUAAUUAUUAAAUUAUAAUAAAUAUUACAAUUAUGAGACGAGACACAACGUAUUGAGUCAUAUCCGAGUCACGCUGUUACAUUUAAAUUAAAUAUGAGAGGAUAUGAAUUACAUUCGGUACUUAUGUAUGUAUUAUAAAUAAAUAUAUGUUGUUGAAUCCAUUGAAAGUAUGAUAAUAUAUUGAAUUAAUGAAUAUAAGGUAAAUGAUGCUACAGAUUAAAUUUAAUGGAUACAAAAAAAAUGAAUAUUGAGAAUAAAUCGAUUAUUUAAUUGCGAUGAUGUAUAACAAUAAUAAACUCGUGUACCUCGUGAAGAAAUAAAUGAAAAAAUCGAACUUA
Diachasmimorpha longicaudata is the source of this 3250-nucleotide messenger RNA. RefSeq names its product synapse-associated protein of 47 kDa (gene Sap47). The transcript is spliced from 9 exons. The coding region runs from base 220 to 1518 and encodes 432 amino acids. Gene Ontology annotation, biological process: regulation of short-term neuronal synaptic plasticity; TORC2 signaling. The record is from RefSeq and is a predicted model, not a curated record. Gene Ontology annotation, cellular component: synapse; Golgi apparatus; nucleus. Lineage: Eukaryota; Metazoa; Arthropoda; Insecta; Hymenoptera; Braconidae.